GUGGGAAUCCACACAAACACGCCUGCUCUCUAACGAAAAGGGAACGCAUGCAUGACUGCUGUCAGAUCAGUGCGAAACGGGACAGGACCAGAAGGAGGUUGUCUCGUUAUAAGUUUUUGUUUCCCCCCGGCCCACUUCGUCUUCCCCUCACUUUUCUUUAAGUUUCAUUCGUUACUAACGCCUUAACUCAGUCAAAAAUGUACAGGUAUUUCGGAGAAUUACUUACUCGUGGAGCAAGCAGUGCUCUGGCCUCGGGAUGUGUCGAGGCGGCUCUUCCAGUUUCCGCGUCGUUGAUGAGGGUGCGCCACUACAGCGAGGUAGUAGGAGAGAAAGAUGCAGAUGACCCCAACUUCUUUAGAAUGGUGGAGGGAUUCUUUGACCGCGGUGCAAAUAUCGUUGAGGAUAAAUUGGUGGAGGACCUCAAGAACAAGGAGACGCCAGUGCAGAAGAGACACCGAGUACGCGGAAUUCUCAAGAUUAUCAAGCCCUGCAACCAUAUACUGAGUGUAUCGUUCCCUAUCAAGCGAGACGAUGGCGAAUGGGAGGUGAUUGAGGGGUAUCGUGCCCAGCACAGCCAACACAGGACCCCCUGUAAAGGAGGUAUCCGCUACAGCACCGAGGUCUCUGUCGACGAGGUGAAAGCCCUGGCCUCGCUGAUGACAUACAAAUGUGCUGUCGUGGAUGUGCCGUUUGGAGGAGCCAAAGCUGGAGUGAAGAUCAAUGUAAAGAAUUACACUGACAAUGAACUGGAGAAAAUCACCAGAAGAUUCACCAUUGAGCUGGCCAAGAAGGGUUUUAUUGGACCUGGCAUUGAUGUCCCUGCCCCUGACAUGAGCACUGGAGAGAGGGAGAUGUCAUGGAUCGCUGACACCUAUGCCAACACCAUGGGCCACCAUGACAUCAACGCCCAUGCCUGUGUGACUGGUAAGCCCAUCAGCCAGGGGGGCAUCCACGGCAGGAUCUCAGCCACCGGGCGUGGAGUAUUCCACGGCAUCGAGAACUUCAUCAACGAGACGGCCUACAUGAGCCAGCUGGGCCUGAGCCCCGGCUUCACCGACAAGACCUUUGUCAUUCAGGGUUUCGGUAAUGUGGGCAUGCACUCCAUGCGUUACCUGCACCGUUUCGGGGCCAAGUGUGUUGGUGUUGGAGAGAUGGAUGGAAGCAUCUGGAACCCCAAUGGCAUCGACCCCAAGGAGCUGGAGGACUACAAGCUGCAACACGGCACCAUUGUGGGCUUCCCCAACUCCACACCAUACAAAGGCAGCAUCCUGGAGGCCGACUGUGACAUCCUGAUCCCCGCUGCCAGCGAGAAGCAGCUGACCAGGAACAAUGCCCACAAAAUCAAGGCCAAGAUCGUUGCUGAGGGAGCCAACGGCCCCACCACUCCUGACGCUGACAAGAUCUUCCUGGAGAGGAAUAUCAUGGUGAUUCCGGACAUGUACCUGAACGCUGGUGGAGUGACUGUCUCCUACUUUGAGUGGCUGAAGAACCUGAACCAUGUCAGCUACGGUAGACUGACCUUCAAGUACGAGAGGGACUCCAACUACCACCUGCUCAUGUCCGUCCAGGAGAGUCUGGAGAGAAAGUUUGGGAAGCAUGGAGGAGCCAUCCCUGUGGUCCCUACCUCUGAGUUCCAGGCCAGGAUCGCUGGUGCUUCAGAGAAGGACAUUGUGCACUCAGGACUGGCCUACACCAUGGAGAGGUCUGCCAGGCAAAUCAUGCGCACCGCUAACAAGUACAACCUGGGCCUUGACCUGAGGACGGCAGCGUACGUCAACGCCAUCGAGAAGGUCUUCAAGGUGUACAACGAGGCUGGUGUUACCUUCACAUAGGCGGCUCCUCGCCACCCCGCCCGCCUGCCUCCGUCUGUCUGUCCGUCCACCCGAGCAGACCCAGGGCCCUUCCUCCCCCCGCCUCACAGCCUUCAUACAACCUUCAUACAACAAUCACACGACAUAUCAAGUGUUUACAUUUUACACAUGACCAUUAGCUUUACUCUUUGCAUAUGUAUAACCAGCAAAGCAAUACGCACAUUCUCAUGUCUUCAAGAGAACCCAUGUUCUAGCUUGCCUUAAAUCCAGUAGGGCUGUUCUAUGACGCUACUGUGUCUAUGGUUAUUUUUUUCCUUUACUGUAGAAACCUCAUUUCUUUUCUCAGUCAUUCUAUCGACUCGAACCCAUUUAUUCCUGUUACUAUAUUCUUAUGCCAGUAAACACAAAUUCAGGUCUACAGCUUUUACGGGCUAGUGCUUUUAUGAAUCAGUGUUGUGCUUUUUCAGUAUCUGUUACGGAUCUACUGUUACUUCACAGACAGAUUUUAGUAAGUUAGUCAACAUAAUAGAAUGUAGAGCAUAUCAGAUACACACACUUAAAGCCUUAAUUACACAGGUUUCUCCUGUGGUGAAAUGGAGAACGUUUUUUUUUACCUGCACCAGAAUGUUCUCUUUCUAUUUAAAGUCACCCAAUAAGAGUUCAGUGCACUUAUAAAGCAGUGCACAACGUGUGCUUCUACAUUAUUCAGGAUGAUUUCAUAAAAUACUGAACAUCUGUUACAAAGCAGACUUUAUGUUAGUCGGUUGACACUACUAAAACGCUGAAUUCCAGAAGAUUGUUCUCUGUUCACCGUUUCGGUGUGCUUCCUUCAGUGCCUUUGUUCUAAACCUGAACGCUUUGUCUUGCCUCAGAAUUUGACCCAUAUCGGAAUGGUUUCUGUGCUGAAGGCUACUGGAAGGGGAGAUGGGAGGGAAUAUGUGGAAACAAAAUGUUCUUGAUUGACUGCUUUGGGAUUCUAUGUAAGAUAAUUUGUACUGCCUUUUCUUGAUACAGAAUUAAACUAUAAAAUGCUCAA
Messenger RNA from Coregonus clupeaformis (lake whitefish), 2847 nucleotides. RefSeq names its product glutamate dehydrogenase, mitochondrial. The record is from RefSeq and is a predicted model, not a curated record. Gene Ontology annotation, molecular function: L-glutamate dehydrogenase (NAD+) activity. Gene Ontology annotation, biological process: L-glutamate catabolic process. The transcript has 13 exons. Gene Ontology annotation, cellular component: mitochondrion. The coding region runs from base 198 to 1832 and encodes 544 amino acids. Lineage: Eukaryota; Metazoa; Chordata; Actinopteri; Salmoniformes; Salmonidae.